GUCUUACACAAUCCUACGACUCUCCCACGAUGGCUCCUCCGGUUUAUGCUACCGUAUCAACCAACUACUUGGAACCACCCCGAAGGAUCACCGGCAAAUAUGCGAACAUUUUCUUGGGAUUUCUUAUAUUAACCCUUCCUCUGGCUGCCCUCGUUGCAGUUCUUCUCGGCCUGAUCUAUCACUACCGAGUCGAGCAGAAUGACCAUGGAGCAUUAUAUGUCGACAUCAACCCGACAAUACUCAUGAAAAUUGCAUCACUGUCGAGUUUGGUUGCUGGAUUCCUGACCAGUGUCGCCGUCGGCUUAGCCGCGUACCCAUUAGCUUCGGCAGUGCUCACCAAAACCAGAGAUGGCGAUUCGGACGCGCUUUUGUCGCCCUUCCAAUAUUACCUGACACUGGACCUGGUCGAAAAUGCCGGGUAUUUCAGUGUCUGGCGGUGGCUCAAGUUUCGAUUCAGCAAGAUUCAGAAGCAGACGAACCCUCCCCCACAAUUACUCAAUCUGGGGAGAAUUGCCUGCCUGACCUUGAUUUUCGGAGGUCUGAUCUUCGUGGGAGAGACAUGGUUACACUUCAAAACGGAUCCCACCGAAUUCACCCAAUUUGGCCCCCUGCGCAGCGAGACGGCCGUAUACAGCAUGAUUCUCAACUCCAACUGCACCACCCAGGACAAUACCUACAACGAUCAGUGGAAUAACCCCUGCUCCUUCUCCCCAAGUAUCAGAGGCGGGUACUUCCUGAACCCUAUCACUACACUCGAGGUUUUCAACAACAUCUCCACGACCAGAAGCUGUCAGUCUGCCACAGCAGCUUGCGAUGUUAGUCGUGCUAACAUCACUUCGGGAGCUGGCUCAUUUUUUCACUGUGCCAAGUAUACUGCUUGGUAUGGAUUGGUAAAUGGUCCGCGCGAGGACUUCUCGAAGCAUUAUUUCACCGACGCCACCGGCACCCAGAACGCCUCAUCGUUGGAUAAAACCAUCAGCAACCCGUUCUACGUCGGGUUUGGAGGCUUCACGGACCCUUCCGCCGGUGCUGCCCUCAAGCUCAUCCAGAAUAACGACCUGGGGGUCAUUGCGCAAGAGUUCGGCGGCGUCGGCUAUCUUUUCUUUUGUAAUACCACCGUGAACGAUGUCACAUACACUGCCGUGAACGGCUCCAUUACGGACUUUACGGCGACUCCCAGCAAUCGCUCCGUGAGUACAGCGCUCAUGGCGGCAGAGAGCAACCUCAACUCCGGGGAGAUCAGGCUCCGCGCUGCCGCAGAUUUGGGUGCUAUCCUAGCGAACAACACACAGGACAUGGCCAACGCAUUUGCGCUCGAGUAUAGUCGGGUCCUGCUGUCGACGGUUUCCGGGUCAUUUCAGGCGUCGCCGAUUCUUGAUGGUUGGCAGCGCACCACGAAAAUCGUUGCACGAGUCCCCACCGCGCCGCUCUACUUUCUCGUGGCAUCCGUGGGCGUCAUGAUCGGAAUGGGCAUCUGGCUUACCAUAGCAGCCUUGAUUACUACCCGCAUCAAGGACAUCGAAGAAGUUCGUGCCAGACUGAGCGUGAAGCAGCUGGUUGCAGACCGCAUGGAGCCCGAGCAGGCCAGGGUGCCUAUAAGGAGUUUAGAUGAUAUCUUUACGACUGAUGGGGUACCACCGGGGCUUACCAAGAGGAUUGGCAUUGGUAAAAGGCAUUCCUCGGUUGGCGGGUGGGAAUUCAAGGUGUGGGAUCCGUUGAAGUGA
Molecule: messenger RNA, 1724 nt
Organism: Penicillium subrubescens
Lineage: Eukaryota; Fungi; Ascomycota; Eurotiomycetes; Eurotiales; Aspergillaceae
Exons: 3
Coding region: 30-1724 (564 amino acids)
Source: RefSeq, a predicted model, not a curated record